AUGGAAGACAUCUCCGGAAGAACGGUGGUCAUUGGGUUUCUGCUUGAAUUCCACCAGGACGGUUCUCUCUCCAACACUCUUCCUCUAGAGCACAUGGAGGGCAACAGGCCAAUCGACCGCCAAAUCGAACGCAUUCGCUGGGCAAGGCAGGUCACGGAAGCUCUGAUUCAUGUGCAACAUCAAUGCAAAACGUUCUACUCUGAUAUCAAGACCGAGAACAUCUUACUUGGGAGACAAAGGAGCGGAAAACGAGAUGUGUUGCUUAUUGACUUCGAACAACGCGGCGCAUCGAAUGCUUGGACAGCACCAGAGGUCAUUUACAUCGAAAGACUUCGCUCGAUCCUGAACGUUGUUGAGGACCACGCUUUCAAAAAGCGAUAUGAAGGCCUCUGGUACGACAUGACUGGAAGUCAGUUCUCCAUUACGGAGAAGCUGUACAGCAACCCACCCGAUGGCUAUAACGUACCCUGGAUCUCGAUGACAGCUGAAGAACAAGAGGCCGCAGAAGUUUUUGGUCUUGGGAAGCUUAUGGAGAUAAACUUUACCCUCGCGGGAAAACAGGUCAAGAUGGGGAACUGCUAG
Lasiodiplodia theobromae is the source of this 582-nucleotide messenger RNA. RefSeq names its product Protein kinase-like domain protein. The coding region runs from base 1 to 582 and encodes 193 amino acids. Gene Ontology annotation, biological process: protein phosphorylation. Gene Ontology annotation, molecular function: ATP binding; protein kinase activity. Lineage: Eukaryota; Fungi; Ascomycota; Dothideomycetes; Botryosphaeriales; Botryosphaeriaceae. The transcript is spliced from 2 exons. The record is from RefSeq and is a predicted model, not a curated record.